GCUCGUUGUCGGGUAAUUUUUGGCGAGCAUAGCGGUUUGUCUCCUUCACGAUUUUCUCGAAAAGAACCUCGUCAAACAUCAAACCGAAAAAAUCAUCAGCUUUGGGGUUGGUUCCCACGUCGACAACGAUUCCAGAUCGAGCUGAAAAUUCGUCAACAACGAUGCUACUGAGGUCAGCUGUUCAUUGUUGUUCUUUUUCAUCGUCGCUGUCAGAGGCUCCUUUGUUGCCACUUUCACCGUCCGCUUCUUCAUCGCUUUCCUCGCCAUCCUCGUCAAUACCCGAAAAAUCAAUAUCAAAACCAUCUCCCUCAAUAUCUUCGGUACCUUCUUCAUCUGAAUCGCCAAAAAUCGCCCUGUAUUCGUCGAAACUAAUUUCUAAAGGAUCUACGCGCCUCGCAAUUUUUUCACUCAGGUUAUUGUCAAUUUAGAGCUGAUAAAGCAAAUAGCCACCACGUAGGAAGUUUCUUUGCUUUAUCGACUCCAAGUUGAUAAUAAACUAAGUGGUUUUACACACUCACGGACGAAAUUGCUCAAUCGUUUCUUUAUCAGAUACUGCUCUCGCUGUCACCUUGCAUGUUUAUGCUACCUUCAUGAUGCAAGAACAUAUUCGUAUCCGUCUAUCCCACCCUCGGGAAGCAUAAUUUAUGCGCAGUAACGACGAUUUGAUUGGUCAAUACCUCAGUAACACUCGCAUAUGUUAUUUGCUGGGGGAGGGGAGAGAAGGGGGAAACGACGGCUGUCUGUUUUCCGGGGACCUUGAAUUAACAACGAGUUUCCGGUUGCCCGGGACUAAGUGUGAAACAAUAAAGAAAUGUUUACAGCAAGUAAUUCUAAAUUUCUGGACAAGAAGAAGUAAAAGGUAAAAAGUUAUUUAAUGGUGAUACCAUCCAUGCGUCUGUCCUCCAGUAGAUCAUAAGUAAGAAACAACCAAAAUGUGUGUACAAUUCAGCUUAUAAUGUAGCGGAACACAUGCACAACCACAUCACCAUACAAUAUUCCUCGGUCUUCAAAAAUGUUCUCUUAAUCAUUACUCAUCAUAUCCCAUAAUCUCUUUCAGCAACAAAAAGACUUAAAGGGAAGUUCAACCACAGAGCAGAAUGAUUCCAUCACAAUUCACAUUUACAAUUUUUUGCUAAUAAACUCAAUACUCUCUUUCUUAUUUGCAAUUACAAAAACAACGGGAAAAUUACCUUUUUACUUGCACCUCCCAGUGAAACAGCCCUCCUCCUUUUGUACUGUCCAUCAAAAGAAAACAUCGUAUGAAGGAUUUUAAAAAAUAUCCGUAGAUUACCGUGAAGACGAAAUUCACCAAACUCAAACACAUUACUUACAUUGAAAAAGUAUGGAAAGAAAGUGCAAAACGAAAAUCUGGAAAACUUUGAAUCUGGAAAAUGUUGUGUGUGGAAUUGGGAGUGUGGAAAAUGUGGAGUGUGGAAAAUAUGAAGUGUGGAAAAUAGGUGUGGAAAAUAUGGAGUGUGGAAAAUACGGAGUGUGGUUAGCGUUACCACACACUCCGCAUUUUCCACACUCCUCAUUUUCCACACUCGACAUUUUCCACACUCUUCAUUUUCCACACUCCUUAUUCUCCACACUCUGUAUUUCCCACACUCCUCAUUUUCUACACUCCGCACUCCUUCUUUUCCACUUAACCGAAGAUAUUCGGGGGUUAUCAUGUUAACCAAUCGGUGAUUUAUUUGCAUCGUACCACAACCCGAUUGGUUCAACAUUGUGACGAAAUAUAUACCGUCACACGUCAUGCAAGUCGCGAAAGAGACGAGCCAAUGACUCGCAAUUUUUUCACUCAGGUUAUUGUCAAUUUAGAGCUGAUAAAGCAAAUAGCCACCACGUAGGAAGUUUCUUUGCUUUAUCGACUUCAAGAAAAAACAAAGGCGUCAUUGGCUGGGAUUGUAUUUCAGUUUAAUGGUCCCGGGAUCUGCGUCGCAAAACUGCUAGUGCCAUGAUCAUAAUUCAAUCUAUCAUCCAUGGAAAGAGGGUACGACGUCAACAGGUAGGGCUUAUAAUCAGUUCAAGUUUAUUUUAACUAGCAUAAUAUAUGUGAUAUUUAGUUAAAGCAGGAUAACAAGUAUCUCGAAAGAAUGUAAUCUUCUGUGCACAUGUAGAAGUAUGAUUGAAUGUGAUAUCUGUUUUGUAUCCCUUUCUUUUCUUUCAGUAUGAGCUUCAGAGAAUUUCAUUUGAUGAGGCAGUCAGCUCGUUAGAAGGAUUCAAAGAUACUCCAACAGCAGAUGCCAUUAGAAAUAUGCUAAGAAAGCUUCUUUUCUUUUAUUCUGACUCCAAGGACACACAGAGACUGGUAAAAAAAUUGAUGCAUGUUAUUCAAUUUGUUACAAUUAACGUUAUGAAUUAUAGUAGAUCUAGACAUAUCUAGCAAUAUUCUUGAAAACUGAAUUAACCCUUAAGCGCCCAUGAGUGACCAAGACAGCAUUUCUCAUAACAAUACCAAUAGAAUAUCAGUCAGACAAGUGUUGAGAAUAUCACUUAGGAGAUUAUAGGUUAAUUCAAUACAAAAUUCUAAGAAAUGACAUUAGAAGAAUUGUAUAACAAACAGUAAAGAGAACUACUUAUGACAUCUUGCAAUGGAUAGUUAAACAACACUAGUCAUAAGCAAUGUAAUCAUUUUCUUUUUCUCCUUUAGAUUUGGAUGUGCCAGUUUCUGUUAGAAAAUAGAAACACUGCGCAAAAGUUACAAACAAGUGAUCAUCAAAUUUGGCUUCAUCAGAUCAAUUGCCUUCUCUUGAUCUGUGGCAGGUAAAUUAGAAUGUCCAUAUCUUUUCCUUUAAUUCCCUUUCUCCAUCUCUUCUUCAGAGUGCUAACUGACUUAUUAAAUUAAUUUUAGGCUUAACUUUGAGAAUUAAGGUGACUUUUUGGUACAAAUUAAAUGCACAAGCCAUUUAGAAACUCAACUGUCAUUAUACAUGAACAUGGAGGUUUUUUGGCUGCUUUAUAGCUGAAGACUUUCCCUUCUAGUUCCAAUAAAAACUUUAGUAGAUGCUGUGCUAUAUGUUAUAUACAUUGACGUUUCAAAAGCAGCAACCUACUGUUAUUUAUGAUUUAAUCCCAUAAAAAAAUAAAAGGUAGUAGAAAUAAGCAACGGAUGUUGGUUGUUUUUGAGCUGUGAGAGAGGGUCAUUAUCAUUGAGAUUAUACAGUAAAGAAAUGACUGGGCUCACUCAGUAUAAGAUUUACAUUGGUUCUUCUAUAAACUAGUAAGCAUUAUCUUGGAUAUAUCAUUUUCUUGCCUAUUUUAGUCAUCAUGGGCUUCUGCAGGAGUUUCAACAAAAGCCACAUAACAAGAGUCUGCCACUGCCUAUAGAACCUCUUACCAAGGUCUAUUUAGCCUCAUACCAGACUCUGGUAUUUGAGAUGGCCUUACAUCCUAUUUUCCAGGCAGAGGUGCUUUUUAUAUCAUUGGCAGCUGCUUUUGGAAAAAGUUAUUGGAAUCCCUGGCUUCUCCUGAUAAUCAAGAACAAUCUCAAUUUACCUUUAUUUGAAUAUUCUAACAGCAGUGAGUAUUAUGCUCAGAAUGUAAUUGCUUCUUUGUACAGACUCAUUUAUUAAUAAGAUUUGAAUACAAAUUUCCUUUUCAGCAUCUUUUUCUUAACAUCUUUUCAUGGAAUUUUACCUUUUCCCUCUCUUCAGCUUCUACAUUAAAAUAAUAUUUAAAUAAUAUUUGCACUGCAGAGGAAAUUUAGAGAAAUGAUGAAAGUUAUCUCCACAGAUCACUAGAGAAAUCAAUGGGAGAUUCUUGACCUGUUGCUAUUCAGCUGCGCUUGUUGGAAGUUUUCACCUCCGAUGAAUCAGACUAUAAUCCCACUGAUCCUGUCAGAAGUAGAAAAGAUGACAUAAUGGCAACAAUUUACCUUGUGAGAAAUGGUAACUAUAACCCUCGGCGAGAAGUUUGUUACACAGCAGUUUCUUGCAGCUGUGUGCUGUAGUUCUUUAUAUAAUUGUAAACUCAAAAAGUAUCAUUCAUCCUUCCAGGCACAUGACCCCUGUUAGAUGGGGUCUUUUAUCUCACAACUAAUUUUCAUACAGUUCUUUACUGUUAUUGAGCUGGGUCCAGUUGUAUAAAGGCCAGAUAGCACUAUCCAAUGGAUAAAACGCCAUCCAGGGGAUAAGUGUUAACAAAACAUACUGUGCUAUCCACCGGAAAGAGAUUUAUCCAGUGGUUAGCGUUAUCCAUGCUUCGAGAAACUGGGGCCUGAAGUGUAUCAUUUAUUUGUCAUGAGUGGGAUAUUGUCCAAAAAUCACUUCUAUAUUGAACAUGAAAUUAAAUGCACUGCACAUUGUGCAGUGCGUUUAAUUCCAUGUUCAGAUAGAGUUUAUUUAUGAUUGAAUAACUUGUUUAACCCUUUCACUCCCAUGAUUUCAUUAGUAAUUCUCCUUACUAUCUGCCAUACAAUUCCUAUGAUUUCAUUUCAGAGAGCUUGGUAUUGGAUUAACCGAUAAUCCCCUUAUUGUUAUUUUUCUUUGUUCUCACCACUUGUCUGCUCGAUUUUGUGUUAAUAUUUCCAGGAGAAAUUACAUUGGGCUAGCAUUAUUAAAUUAUUUUCUAUGUGUGUCAGUUUGUAUUUAUGUGUAUGAAUGUAUGCAUAGCUACAUUAAUUUGUGUAGUCUGUUGAAGAUCCUUUCUAAAUAUUACUACAUUUUAUGUAUCCCAUUACCAGGAUAUUUAAGAUAUUUGCGUGUUCUGCUGAAUGCCAGGGUUCCAUCCAGCUUAGAGCCCUCCACUGUCCCCCCUACUCCAAUGGCUGCUGCUAUCAACGAUCUGGUGAUGAACCCACUUUACUUCAGCAGCCAGUCCAGUAGUGGAGAAGAAUCUGCAUUUACUGCAAAUGAUAGGUAAAUUUUAUUUUCCUCCUAUGCAUUUCUGUACUGUUCCUCUCUUUCCUGUCUCCAACUGAGAACUACCCAGCUUCUUCAAAUUGAUUUCAAUCUUGCUACUGGUUUCCUGCAGUUAUUUGGGAAAAUAUAAAAAUUAGAGAGUUGGCAAAAAAUAAUGUUAUGCAAAUGGUAUUGAGUUAAUGUAGAUCUUUGUAUUGAUCACAUAAUUAAAAGAUUAUCUGCUGUGGUUUAAUUUUUUCUUAUCUUAAGACUUUUAAAACUUAAUUGAUUUGUAUUGUCAUUUGUUUUAAUGAAUUCUUGAGAAAAGAAAAAGAGAAGUUGAACUGGUUUGAAAAAGUUUUAACUCUGAAUUAAAACUGAAUUACUGUGACACAAAAAUGAAUUAAAUCAAUAAAUAUUUUUUUCUUGAGGAAUUUUUAGGAGAAGAAAAUAAGUCAAACAAAAGUUAACGAAUUUGUUUUUAUUUUUUUUCAGGCAUGCAGUAUUUCUGACAUUCUUUGUCCUGUAAUGACAAAACAGAUCAUCUUCAUUUUGCUACCAUCAAUAGCUGACCAAUCUGCAAAAUUCCCUUUUAGUCAAUUGUUAGAGACUCCCUCCUGAAACUAUUAACAAAGGCUGAUGAAUCAGGGGGGACCAACAGUAAGAUCACCCCUACACCCUGGCUACUGUAUGGAGUAUUAGCAUUUGUUAAUACACAUCAAGGUUUGUUCACCUGACUGUUUACUGUGUUCAGUGGUAAAGUCUGCAUAAAUUUAAAGUUUUAAAUUACAAUUUAUCCAACCAUUUUCUUUUCUGUCUCCAGGAUCAACUUCAGCUUUGUCUUUAGUGAAAUGUUAUAUUCAAGCCCUAGAAAUCCUGAUAGUACAGCUCCCUCAUCCAGGUAAACAAUUUUCGCUACAACAUCAACUGACAAAAACUACUAGAAUUCAUUUAAUAUUUCCCUUCAAUUUUAAUUUGAUAAUCCCAUAGGAGUUUGGAAAAAAAUAUUGCUUAUUUGCUCAAACAAGAAAUUUUAUUACAAUUGUAUAUUGUUCUAGAAAAACAGAUCAUUCAUCCAAAGUUAUAUGUUGCACUAAAAUAACAUGGUAUGUAUGUAUUUACAUGUUUCAUCUUUGAAUUUUCCAUUUCUAGGGGGUCAGAUGAUGAAAAUGACAGUGAUUCUGAACUGGAGAUAAAUUCCUCACAGGCAAGUAAAAAUUCUUAAUUGCAUUUGUAUGCAAUGUGGUAAAUGGUGUACUACUGUAAUUCUUUAAGUGAGGAAUUUUUCCACCCUAGUCUUACCUUGAUUUUGUACUAAGUAGUAGUCCUAAAAUUUCAAUUUCUUUCUGACAAGGAACAUGCAUACUUGAAAUGCCAAUUUUUCUUUUUGAGUGAUACUCCUCCUACUGUUCUCUAGUUUUAAUUUUGUUUUGUUCUGGAUUUGACUUGUUUUUACUAACUGCUUUGCUCUUUGCAUUUACUGACUGUUAAUUUAAAAAAAAUGGAGUUGAUGUUGUUGUAUGUCACAGUUAUCUUUAGAAGACCUUAUAUGCUUGGAUAUCCUUGAUUCUAAGGAUCAUGUAAAGACUUUGGAACCACUGUUUGCAAGGUUUGCCAAUGUAAUAAAGUCAUUUUAACCUGUUUUUUCCACAAUAAUUUUUUCAGUUUCAAAAUUUUCGAUGUAAAGAGAUUUUGAGAGCGUUAAGAAUAUAAAUAAUGAUUUGAUAUUUUCAUUUGUUUCUAGACACAAAAAACUGGAUUACGAGAAAUAAGUAAUCAGAGCACUUUGCAAUAUUCAUCAUUUCUUGAUCUGUGAGAGCAGACUGCUUAGACACAGGACAAGGUCUGUAGUUUGAGAUGAAAGUCAACAAAACUUUCAGCUUUUAAUGAAUAUUUUUGGGGAUGCUGUGGCAUCAAGAUUGGCAUGACAGGCUCAACAUUCAAGUCCAAGGUGUAUCAUUAUGCUGUGUUAUUGGUCAGAGUAGAAAUCUUUUGAUAUUGCCAAUCUCCAUUAGGGGGUUGUAAUGUGUGCCAGUGAACUGUAAGGAAGAUUCUAGAGAAUAGGAGAGUAAGCUACAGUGAGCAUCUUGUCAGGGUCAUGGAAGAAUAUCAUUGUUCAGACUCAAACAUGCUAUAAAACCAUAGAAAACCCGUGACAUUGCAGGCCACCUAACGUAUGUGAAGACUUACACUCUGUAGCUUGCUAACGAAGAAUGGGCAUUGUUUGUUAUAGAUUAGUUUUUCGUUCUUUCAUUAGUUAUUUUAUGAAAGAAAUGUAGAAUGGUUUCCGUGUUUACAUAGCCUGAUGUAAACACUUG
Pocillopora meandrina is the source of this 7159-nucleotide messenger RNA. The record is from the annotation of a GenBank genome assembly. Lineage: Eukaryota; Metazoa; Cnidaria; Anthozoa; Scleractinia; Pocilloporidae.